AUGACGAUUCUAACCCCUGAUGUGGAUCUUUUUUCCAAAGUAGCAAAACUUCCAUCUGAAGUUAUUAUUAUGAUUAUUGAUCAUUUACCCAAGUGUGUUUUACCAGAAUUAUUGUAUUUCCCUCCAAUUAGAAAGGAAAUUGCUUCUACAAUUUUAUCAGAUGUAUACAUUACCAACAAUGUUCGUCGACACAAAGGUAGUAAUGAUGAUGAGCCACUUGUUGGGUAUUCCCAGUGCGAUUGUAACCAAUUCAGAAUCAAACUCAUCAAGUUGAAACAAGGUAUUAAUCAAUGGAAUAUAUACCCGAAAACUAUACAUUUGGAAUAUAUGGAACAAUUUACCAAUGUUUUAGACACAUUCCCAGAACUUUUAGCAGAAGCUCUGAGUAUUAAUGGCAUUUUUUUUGGUAAAGAAGUUUUAGAUCCAGAAGAAUUGACAAAGUUUUUGAACAAUUCCAAUAUCAAAUUUGAUAUGAUAAGAUUAGACGAUUUCCAAGAUCCAGUGAAAAUACCUCCUGUUGCCACAACUAUUCUGUUAUUUGAUACUAUAUUAGAUGAUUAUGAUAUUUCUGAUGUUCAAAAAAUGGAUAUAGAAAUGAAAUCUCGUAGUUUAGGAUCCGAAUUUUAUGAUUUUCCAAUUGAUUUAGAAGAAUUACAAAUUAAAAGUGAACUGUUAUUUCAAGCAACUUUAAUUCCCAAUUUACGGAAAUUAUGUAUCACAGCAGAAUAUCAUCUAAUAAGUUAUAGAAUAGAAGAAUUGACUAGAUUAGAAUAUUUACUGCUUAAUUUCCUCAAUUUUACUUGUUUUUAUGCUCUUGAAAUGGAUGCACCAAAUUUAAAAACCUUAAUAUUGAAUAAAUGUUUAACGUUGACUGAAUAUGAUGGGUUAGAGAAUUGUCAACAUUUAAAGCAUUUAACAAUAAAUGAUUGUGCAUAUCCAUUUGAAUUAUUAAAUAAAGCAAGUUUUCAUGAAUUAGAAAGUUUUGAAUAUAAUGGAUCCGAUUAUAUAGAUCCAGAAUGUUUUGAGAAAGAAAAUUUUACUUUCCCUGUAAAUUUGAAAAAAUUAUCAAUAAAAUCAGAAGAUUUUAUUAAUGUUGAUUUGAAUCAAAUAGUAUUUCCGGUUUCAUUGACACAUUUAGAACUUUUAGAUAUAUCAUUUAUUAAUGAAUAUUUCCAUUUGGAUGACAAUUUACAAUAUAUUCAUAUUGAAACAUCAAAGCUUACUUUUGAAAAUAAAUUUAAAAUCCCUUCUAUGGCUGAAGAAUUGAUAUUAAAAGCUGAUUAUUUAACUUUUGAAAGUCCAGAAUUCAUGUAUUCUUUGCCAAAAAAUCUUUUACGAUUGCAUUUAAUUGCUACCAAACAAGGAGAAAUGAAUUCCCUUACUCAAACAAUCAAAUGGCCAAUGAUAUUAAGUGAUUUUGCAUUAACGGGUUUCAAUAUUGAUUACAAGACAUUGGAGUUAUUAAAUUUAAAAGAAUCUAAACUCAGAGAAAUUAAAGUUUGUGAGGGUAAUGUAAAGAAGUUAGAUAUAGAUUUGUUUCCAGUUAGUGUUGAAUAUCUAACUUUGCUGCAUAUGGGAAUACACCAAUUACCUGAUUCAUUAGAAAAGUUGGAAAAUUUACAAAAGUUAUCUCUAUCAGGUAAUCAAUUGAGAAAAAUAAAUUCUGUUAAAUUGCCAAUAUCAUCAUUGAAAGAUUUAGAUUUAAGUCAAUGUAAUCUUGAAUUAGUGUCACCAUUUUUGGUUUCAAUGUUUGAAAUGGAAAAUGAAAAUCCAGAAUUAAGAGUAAAUGCAACGGGGAAUUUAAAUGUCAAUGUUAAUGAUAUAAGAAAAGUAUUAAAAGCAAUAAAAGGACUUUCAUUAGAACUCAAUAAAUUUAAUGAAACAUUGAUGGAAAUAUCCAAACAUUCUUCUCGUUUGCAAUGCACAAGUGAACUUGAUGAUCCUUAUUUUGAACAAUCUAUAACCGAAAAGAAAACGGGCCCUGAUUCUUAUGAAUCAGAAGAUCUUUACAAUGGAAGUGAUUUUAAUCUGGAUGAAGAAAAAAAUGAUGAAGAUAACAAAAGACGAAAAGUAAGUUAA
Messenger RNA from Candida dubliniensis CD36, 2079 nucleotides. Its product is annotated as putative leucine-rich Irepeat IFA/LPF family protein. NCBI's taxonomy places the organism in Eukaryota, Fungi, Ascomycota, Pichiomycetes, Serinales, Debaryomycetaceae. The transcript has a single exon. The record is from RefSeq and is a predicted model, not a curated record. Gene Ontology annotation, molecular function: protein binding. Bases 1 to 2079 code for a protein of 692 amino acids.